GAAUCCUGAAUAAUUGCUGCCCCGGUUUAUUUGAUUUGGUGUGUAAAACCUUGACAAUAAUGCUCCAGAGUCUUUUCUGCUCGUCUUAUCAGUAAUUGUCAUGCUGCCACCAUGACGCUAGUGGGCGCUGUUUCUGACUGUAAACUUUUAAAUUCAAACAAGAUGGCAGCGCCCUGUGAGCCCGUGCAGGACUGAAGACACGAAUCCAACAUUAAAAAAAUAAAGAUAAACUAAGCGUGACGACAUAAAUGCAGAUGAGCCAUGACAUCUGCAGCAAAACCAUCUAAGAAAGCUCUCAAAAAGCAGGUCCGAAGUAAGGCCUCCUUUACGUCACCCUUCAGUGCAAAAUGGAGCCCACUUUUACCGAAAGACAAGGAUUUCAUCCUGAGAACUUUAAAGGACAAAAUAAUUGCCACAGGCCUGAAGAAGGAAGAGGUGAAAAUGCCUCACCAGUGGAGGAAAAAGAAGGAGAAUAAACCAGAUGUUGCUGCGGAGCCUGUUCCCCAGGCGAGUGAGGAGGCGCAGGGGCCCAACCCGACCAGAAACGGCUGGAAAGAUACGGCGGCCAGACGGCAGCUGGCCAUCGGCAUCAACGAGGUCACCAAGGCACUAGAGAGGAACCAGCUCCGGCUGCUGCUUGUUUGUAAGUCUGUCAGACCGCAGCUCAUGACGAACCACCUGAUCGCUCUGAGCGCAACGAGAGGCGUGCCGGCCUGCCAGGUGCCCCACCUGAGCGAGAGCGUGGCGGAGCUCCUGGGGCUCAAAAGCGUCCUCUCUCUGGGGUUCAGGCGGUGUUCUUCUGAAGACCAGGAGAUGUUCAGAGACACGGUGGAUGCCAUUAUACCCAGAGUGCCUUCACUGGAAGUUGAUUGGCUGACAGAUGAAGCAGCUGCAGUGCCAGCUGAACUCACGGCUGACCUGGAAGAGGAAGAGGAGGGAGAGGAGCAGAUGGAGGAGGGGAAGGAGGAGGAAGGUGGGAGAAGAGCACAAAAACGGAAACUGGAGAUUGAAUCUGAAAUCACAGACUCUGCCUUAUCCUGCACUCUGCGGCCUUUGAAAGUAAAGAGAAUUGUUCCAAACCCCGAUAAGAAAAGAAAAACAAAACUGAAGAAACAGAAAUGAAAGAUCUUCACCUGUUUCUUCUGUUGUUUUAUUUUGUUUGCAUAUUGUUGGAACUUUGACAGCCAUCAAAACAGCUUUAACCAUAUCAGUUUUGAUAAAGGUUGAGCUCUCAAUUAAUUAAUCUGAUCUUUUUACAGUUUUGUGAUAAAACAUUAUAGUUUUCAUCUGUAUCUUUACGGCAUUUCUUCUUUCAUGAAUCUUGUUUAUAAUGCUUAAAAGUUGUUUUGCAGAAUCUAAUAAAAUACAGUUCUGUUCAAGUUAA
Messenger RNA from Xiphophorus couchianus (Monterrey platyfish), 1384 nucleotides. Its product is annotated as ribonuclease P protein subunit p38-like. Lineage: Eukaryota; Metazoa; Chordata; Actinopteri; Cyprinodontiformes; Poeciliidae. Gene Ontology annotation, biological process: tRNA 5'-leader removal. Gene Ontology annotation, cellular component: ribonuclease MRP complex; fibrillar center; nucleolar ribonuclease P complex. The coding region runs from base 262 to 1122 and encodes 286 amino acids. Gene Ontology annotation, molecular function: ribonuclease P RNA binding; ribonuclease P activity. The record is from RefSeq and is a predicted model, not a curated record. The transcript is spliced from 2 exons.